Verticillium alfalfae VaMs.102 is the source of this 489-nucleotide messenger RNA. RefSeq names its product para-hydroxybenzoate-polyprenyltransferase. Lineage: Eukaryota; Fungi; Ascomycota; Sordariomycetes; Glomerellales; Plectosphaerellaceae. The transcript has a single exon. Gene Ontology annotation, molecular function: 4-hydroxybenzoate polyprenyltransferase activity. Gene Ontology annotation, biological process: ubiquinone biosynthetic process. The record is from RefSeq and is a predicted model, not a curated record. Bases 1 to 489 code for a protein of 162 amino acids. Gene Ontology annotation, cellular component: mitochondrial inner membrane.
AUGCUCGACAAGGACCCGUUAGCACCUCUUUUGGACCAGUCUUCGUUGGACCUCUCAACUGGCGUGUCCAAGGUCCUCGGCGCACCUCUGGCCCAGUCAGCGGCAUGCCUAUAUUUCGCCGGCAUCAUCUGGACCGUCAUCUUUGACACCAUUUACGCUCAUCAGGACUACACCGAUGACCUGAAGGCCGGUGUCAAAGGACUCGCUGUGCGUCUCGGAAGGAGGGGAACGAAACCAGCCUGCUACAUAGCAACUGCCGUGCAGGUCUACUUUCUCGUCGCGGCGGGCCAACUGGCAGGUUUUGGGGUAUCAUACUACGCCAUUUCCUGUGGCGUAACUGCUCUCUUGUUGACCAGGAUGAUCUGGGUUGUCGAUUUAGAAGAUGGCAACAGCUGCGCUUGGGCGUUUGGUCCUGGCAGCAGCUAUGUUGGCACCGCAAUCUUCGCCGGGCUUUUGGUCGAAUUUUUUGCGAAGAAGCACGGAUAUUGA